Messenger RNA from Dacryopinax primogenitus, 864 nucleotides. RefSeq names its product S-adenosyl-L-methionine-dependent methyltransferase. Gene Ontology annotation, biological process: rRNA (guanine-N7)-methylation. Gene Ontology annotation, molecular function: rRNA (guanine) methyltransferase activity. The coding region runs from base 1 to 864 and encodes 287 amino acids. The transcript is spliced from 5 exons. The record is from RefSeq and is a predicted model, not a curated record. Gene Ontology annotation, cellular component: nucleolus. NCBI's taxonomy places the organism in Eukaryota, Fungi, Basidiomycota, Dacrymycetes, Dacrymycetales, Dacrymycetaceae.
AUGUCAAGACCAGAACACAUAGCGCCGCCUGAGAUAUAUUACGGCGAUGCCGAAGCACGGAAAUACACCGAGAACUCGCGUAUCCAAUCCAUCCAAUCUGCCAUGACACUUCGUGCUCUGGAGCUGCUUGCUCUUCCCCCGGAUGAGCCAGCGUUCCUACUCGAUAUCGGAUGCGGCAGCGGGUUGAGUGGGGAGAUACUCGACGAAGAGGGGUAUAACUGGGUCGGGGUGGAUAUUGCCCCUAGCAUGCUUGCAGAAGUAGCGCUCGAGAGAGAGGUAGAGGGCGACCUCUUUCUGCAAGAUAUUGGACAGGGCUUCGGUUUUCGCCCAGGCACGUUCGACGGCGCCAUCUCCAUCUCCGUCAUCCAAUGGCUCUGCAACGCCGACGUGUCCUUCCACUCCCCACCCAAGCGUCUGCAGCAGUUCUUUUCCACUCUAUAUGCGAGCCUCGUUCGUGGUGCACGUGCUGUACUCCAGUUCUACCCGCAGAGUGAUGACCAGGUGACGAUGAUCACCAGCAUUGCGAUGCGGUGUGGGUUCGAGGGCGGGCUGGUGGUGGAUUACCCGAACAGUACGAAAGCGAAGAAGUACUUCUUGUGCUUGUUUGCUGGCUCUCCGGUUGCUGCAGAGGGAAAGAAAGCGAAGGUUGAGUUGCCCAUGGGGCUACAAGGGGAGGGCGAGAAGGCGAUCGCUUAUGAGCGAAGGAGGGGGUUGGAGAAGAGGGGCAGAAGGAAAACGGACAAGAAGGGUGUUCAUGAUAAGGAGUGGAUCUUGCGGAAGAAAGAGCUGUAUCGCCAGCGGGGCAAGGCAGAAGUACCAAGAGACUCCAAGUACACUGGCCGCCGACGCAAGUUUGCUUUCUAG